AUGAUGAAAACUAACCAUUCAAACGUACGAACCAGUUUUGUGUACAGCAAGAAAGUGAACGAACUCACAGAGAAAGUUAUUUUUUUGGCCAAGAGCUUAUCACACUACAGGAAGAAAUAUGUGACGUUUUUGAAGGGGAGGAAGUGCGAGGUGGGGGGCGAAAGUGGAAGCUACACGGGGAGGGGGGACAUACGAAAGAGCAGUAUAAGUAGGAGCGGCAACAGCGAGACAGGCGGGGGGGGGAAAGGAAGACAGGAAAAAAAACACCACGCAGUGAAGCGCGCAAAAUGGAAUGAAGAAAGCCGAGCAGGAUGCAGCUUUUUCCACGUCUUCACCAGCUAUGAAGAGUUCGUUCACGACCUACUGCACUUGUGCAGCCACGAAACGGACAUAUACAUUGAAUUUCUGUACACGUUGAUAAUUAACAGCGAGCUGUUUAAUCACUUCCUCUACAUAUGCACAUUCACAAGUGGAGACAAGGACGACCGAUUUCUGCUGCUAAUUUAUAAGCACUUUUUAAUCCUCGUUGAGUAUUACUUCUACUUUAACAACUGCCACUAUUUCAACGAGCUGUAUCGUAGCUUGAAGGGGAUUUACGACAACAAGGAUGUGUGUGAAGCGGGCCUGCGGGCCCCCCCGAGGCGGUGCGCCUUUCUGCGGGAAAAUGAUAAAAACUGCCUGACUGGUCAGGCAAAAUAUGAACAAAACGGUCCCACCUCUCGGACGGAAGGAGAAAACAACUUCUUGUUCACCUACCCGAGCGAAAGCAGCGAUUUUGUAAAUUAUGAACACAGCGGUGGAAGAAAGAAAAAAGGCGAAGUGAAAAACGGGAGCAGGAAGACAAAUCGCUGCAGUUUUGAAGUGAACGAAAGUGGUAACACCUUUAAAGAGACAGAUAAGCACCUUCUCAGUCAGCUCAACGUGUCCAGUUUUACGAAGGGGGUAGAGGAGAGAGCCGCUAACGAUGCACGUGGCGAAGCAAAGUGCCAUGGCAACACAGUUAAGGCGGAGGAAAGCACCCAUUCAAGGGCAAUUUUAAGUAAUUUCCUUUCCCACGCUUCGAGCGGUGCGGAUGGAGACAUCCCAGGUGACUUCCAUUGCAAUUACCACUACAACUGCGAUGAUGGGGAGAAGAAAAAGAAACACGUUUGCCACCGAGAAUUGGCUCACCCAUCGAAUGCAAACUUCAAUGUGAACGAUUUUUAUAAAUUAAAAAACAUGUUUUUAAUGUUUAACAAGUUGAAUUAUGAGCAUCUGUACAUCCUGCUGUAUUUUUCCCUGUCCAUUUUGCCCACCCUUUUUCACGUGUACCUCACGAGGGUGUUAACAACGCGGAGGGAGGAAUCGCGCAUCAGCCCCUACCUCAUGUACGUAGCCAAAAGGAUAAAGGAGCGCUCCACUCGUUUCUUCAAAAUUGACUGUAACGGUACAGCGGGGGAGAGGGGUUACUGUGCGGUUUCCCCUAGAGGAGAGGCUCACAAGGGGGUGGACAGCACUGGCCCGAUUAACAAUAGGCAUCUUCUCAAGGGGGAUGUGCAAAGGGGCGUUCGAAGUGAUGAACAGCGGGGGGAGCAGCGAAAGGGUGCCCACACCGUUUGGGACGAACCGAAUGACAAGCUGUGGGAGCACAUUGACCGCCUGGACGUGCAGGCAAAGCUGGACGCGCUGAGAAGCGGAGGGGACGCCAGCAGGGAUUACUCCGCCGAAUUUAGGAGAAACAUAAACUUGUUGCACGCGUUCGAAAUUAAGGGCGACUUUGAAAGUCUGAACUAUGAGGUGGUGGAGGAGCAGAAGGAGGGGGGUGUCAAAGAUAAGAAGCGGAGUGGCAAUGAUAAGAAGCGGAGUGGCAGCGAGAACAAACCAGAUGGGAACCCACACAGGCAUGCACGGAGGCGCGCGAACGAGGCGAGCCCCGCCAAUCAGCAGAACGGCAUUUCCGGGGGAGCCAAGGGAGGACGAGACGGCACAACACACGCAGGUCCACCUAACCAAACGGACGAAGUGGACGAAACAGCCUCCAUCCAGAGCGUCCCUCUAAAGUCAAAGGAGCGCACCCCCGUGUACGAUGCGGGGAGAGAACUGCAGGAGGUUUUAAAAAGGAACCUACGGUGGAAUAGAAUCCACUCGUUUUACCUGAGCGAAGUGAAAACUCCUCGCGGGUUGCAAAACGCGCGCGGGUUGCAGGACUUUAUAAAAAGCAUAAGCAUUAUUUGUAGUGAGCAGUUUUUCUCCUUUUACAUGAACAGGAUAGACAUGAAGAAAUCAACCGAGGGAGAUUACCACCUUCUACACGCGCACAAGUGCAGCAGCGCAUCGAUGAAGCAGAAGACGGAAGAGGAGGCACAUUGGGGUGAGCGGCAGACAACCCAUCCAGGCAACCACUUGCAUAUGCCAAGUCUACACAAGGACACCACGCUAAUACAUAACGAAUACAUUAAAAAGAAAAUUAAAAGAAACAGAUUGUACACGUAUAAAAUUUUUAACAACCAAAUUGAGACUCUCCUAAAUUCGAAGGAACUAGCUGAAUGUAUUAAAAAGCAAAAGGAAAAUAAAAAAAAAAAAAAAAAAAGUCAGGAAGAAAAAAAAAAGGAAAACUUCAUAUACAUGCAAUCGCAGAGUGGCUGUCCAUUACUAAACAAGAAAAAUAGAAAAAAAAUUUGGGACGUACCUUUUACGUUUUCCCAAAAUAAAAACGAAAACGUCAUCGAAUCUGAUUGCAAUACCUACGAAGAUAGUGACUCUAGUGACAAUCUCUCCAUGUACAAUUACACGAAGGAAUUCUACGCAGACAGUCGCUUUAAUAUAAAUGAUUUGGUUUUUUUUUUAUUAAAUUCGUUUUACCUCUUCAUGCAUAUUCACAACAUUUAUUUUUCGUGCACCUACUUGAAUGUGCUCCUUUCCUACUCCAUCAAGCUGGUGUUUAAGUAUAGCGAUCGGUGUGUCGGUUCCCGAUUGGCGCGCCUCCUCCGUGGCCACUCGCCAGGUGAGAAGAGCAGCCACGGUGAGAACAGCGGCCAUGGUGAGAGUGGAAAAGGUGUGGCUUCCCCAAGUGUGCUACCCCUCUGUGUGCAUCUACACAUGAGUAUCCCCCUAUUUGUGACCCUUAACCACCCCCUCUCAGAUGUGCCAGCCAAUCCGAUUGACACAACUGAGGAUGCUACCCCACCUUUCGCGGCACACAACCGGGUGAAGAUCACCAGAAAGGGGUCCAUCAUACGCGUGAUGAAAUCGCUCAGGGAGGAAGGAGACAUACACAAAACAGUUAACCCACAGGAGGGAAGCGAACUGGAAAGGAUAAAAGAACUCUCCGAAAUGAUCAUUAGGAAGAAAAAAUUUUUUAAUAAAAAAAAAAAAAAAGAAAAAAACCUCAAUUGUAGCUUCUCUCCCUCGUCUAGCAAAUGUGAAAAUAAAACAGCCCUCCUCAUGAACACAUUUGACAUUAUUUUAAAUUCUUUCCUAGACUUGUGCAUUUCCCUGUGUAGUGUGGACUUUCAAUUUUUGAGUGACAGGAGGAAGCGACUGAACCGAGCUUACUUUUGCAAAUGCAUUUGUAGGUACCACCACAUGCUGAAUAGGCAAUAUGAAGAGUCCUCUCUGAGGAGGUUUAAUCGGGCCAAUUAUGACCACUCGGUGGAAGCCUACCUCUUCUACUUUGAUGAGCUGAAGAGGACAAGGCUGUUUUCGAAUCGGGUUGCUGGGGGGGGCGGCUCCCGCGCUGGGCACCCCCGGAGCAGACAUCUCGCCGCGGAUCGAAGCAACCACAGCGAUGGAAGCGACGGAAGUGAUGGAAGCGACGGAAGCGAUGGAAGCGACGGAAGCGAUGGAAGCGACGGAAGCGAUGGAAGCGGCCACAGUAUGUACUUCCCAAGGGAGAGCGCGCCAAACGGGAAGGAACACAAAAACGGUGGGCUAGCCCAACAGGUGAAGAAUGACGCGGGGAAAAGGCUCCCAAAUAAGAAAAUGGACGACUCGAUCUUCUCCCACAUGAUGAUGGCGCGGGGAGGAGGGAACACCGGAGGGAACACUUCAUCCUCGGUGAACUUAACGGAGGAAGAUCACCACGGGGAGGAUGUGCCGAUCGACCCAGUCAACACCAGCAGCGAUGGGAGCUUUCUCUUUUUAAAAAAAAUGAAAAAAAAAAUAAAAAAAAGAAUUUACCUAGACGAAAAUAACAUCAUAAAGAUGCUAACCAGUGUAGGUUGCAUCUUCAUGAACAACAUAAAAUAUAGUGUGGGAAUUACAAUCAAAAAUUUGAAGAGAGUAGCCAAAAAUGGCCCUUCAAAUCAGAGGGACCACUUCCUUAAUCACUUCAGCGGUAUGUUUUAUGGCCAGAAAAAAGGCUCCCACUUGGCCAGCAUAUACAAUCAGUACUUUGUGUCUUUUUUGUUCUUCUUCAAAAUGCACUACCUUUUUUUUUUAAUAAAAUAUAAAUGCGAAAAUGAGAUUUUCCUCAAGGCCUACUGGUUCCUCUAUGCGGUUUAUGCCGUCACGCAGGGGUGA
Messenger RNA from Plasmodium vivax (malaria parasite P. vivax), 4500 nucleotides. RefSeq lists its product as hypothetical. The transcript is spliced from 2 exons. The record is from RefSeq and is a predicted model, not a curated record. Lineage: Eukaryota; Apicomplexa; Aconoidasida; Haemosporida; Plasmodiidae. Bases 1 to 4500 code for a protein of 1499 amino acids.